Molecule: messenger RNA, 1597 nt
Organism: Aspergillus saccharolyticus JOP 1030-1
Lineage: Eukaryota; Fungi; Ascomycota; Eurotiomycetes; Eurotiales; Aspergillaceae
Product: WD repeat RBAP46/RBAP48/MSI1 family protein
Exons: 6
Coding region: 167-1477 (436 amino acids)
Biological process (GO): regulation of gene expression
Cellular component (GO): cytoplasm; Rpd3L-Expanded complex; nucleus
Molecular function (GO): histone binding
Source: RefSeq, a predicted model, not a curated record
UGCGAACAGGAAGCUCACUCUCUGCGCUGCUGCUUAGCCCUUCAAGCUCUCUGAAACCAGGCUUCUCUGACUUGCUGUCUAUUUCACACUUCACUAAUAUCACACUCGCGACAGGGCACUUGCUGGCCGCAACUAUAUUUCAUAUAAUAUUCAGCUGAUAGACGCAAUGGAGCCAUACGACGAAACUUUUGUUGAGGAGCAGGAGGAACAGGAAGAGGAGCGCACCGAGGAGAAGAUCAUCAAUGAAGAGUACAAGACAUGGAAGAAGAACGCUCCAUUUCUCUAUGAUAUGAUCCUUAGUACGGCACUUGAAUGGCCUACACUCACAACACAAUGGCUACCCGAUAAGCAAGAGGUUCCUGAUAAGCCGUAUUCUACUCAUCGGUUACUCAUCGGCACACACACGUCGAGUGAUGCGCAAAACUACCUGCAAAUCGCUCAUGUACAGCUUCCUAAUCCUACGGUGCCUAACCCAGAUGAUUACGAUGAGGAGCGCGGCGAGAUUGGCGGGUACGGCGGCAGCUCCAAGAAGGCGCCCAUGGAGAUCAAGUUCAAUAUUGUGCAGAAGAUCGACCACAAGGGUGAAGUCAACAAAGCUCGCUAUCAACCGCAGAAUCCCAAUAUCAUUGCGACGAUGUGCACGGAUGGACGGGUCAUGAUCUGGGAUCGUUCGAAGCACCCUAGCCUGCCCACUGGGACGGUUAACCCUCAGAUGGAGCUGCUUGGCCAUACGCGAGAAGGUUUCGGUCUUAGCUGGAGUCCCCACACUGCCGGUCACCUCGUGACAGGUAGCGAGGACAAGACCGUUCGUCUUUGGGAUCUGACGACAUACACCAAGGGUAACAAAGCGCUGAAGCCAGUUCGAACCUACACACACCAUUCUUCAAUUGUCAACGAUGUGCAAUAUCACCCUCUGCACUCUUCUCUAAUCGGAACGGUAUCCGACGAUAUCACCCUCCAAAUCAUCGAUAUCCGUGAGGCUGAGACGAACCGCGCGGCCGCUUCCGCAGAGGGCCAACACCGGGACGCUAUCAAUGCUAUCGCGUUCAACCCUGCUGCUGAAACUGUCCUGGCGACGGGGUCGGCCGACAAGUCCAUUGGUCUGUGGGAUCUUCGCAAUCUGAAAACGAAGUUGCACGCCCUCGAAUGUCACAACGAUUCCGUGACAUCCCUCUCCUGGCACCCCUUUGAAGAAGCUGUGCUGGCCAGUGCAAGUUACGACCGCAAGAUCAUGUUCUGGGAUCUCAGCCGCGCCGGCGAGGAGCAGACCCCUGAGGACGCCCAGGAUGGACCGCCAGAACUUCUCUUUAUGCAUGGUGGCCACACCAACCGGAUUUCCGACUUUAGCUGGAACCUCAAUGACCCCUGGGUUCUCUGCUCUGCUGCGGAAGACAAUCUGUUGCAGGUGUGGAAGGUGGCUGACGCCAUUGUGGGCAAAGAUUUGGAGGAUGUGCCAACUGAGGAGCUGGAGCCAUGAGCUGGCAUUGACUGUAAUAUGAAAACUCGAAGUCUAUAUUGAUACCUAUCUUGAGCGGUUGUUCUGCUUCAUGUAACGCCUUUACACGUCUUGCUGCUGCAGCCAAGCGGGGUUUCCAAA